Messenger RNA from Dromaius novaehollandiae (emu), 2932 nucleotides. It is a transcript of the gene MYBL2, whose product is annotated as MYB proto-oncogene like 2. Gene Ontology annotation, molecular function: RNA polymerase II cis-regulatory region sequence-specific DNA binding; DNA-binding transcription factor activity, RNA polymerase II-specific. The record is from RefSeq and is a predicted model, not a curated record. The transcript has 14 exons. Bases 16 to 2289 code for a protein of 757 amino acids. Lineage: Eukaryota; Metazoa; Chordata; Aves; Casuariiformes; Dromaiidae. Gene Ontology annotation, cellular component: nucleus. Gene Ontology annotation, biological process: mitotic cell cycle; positive regulation of transcription by RNA polymerase II.
CGCUGGAAAGGCAACAUGGGGAACGCGUCCGUUUGUUUGCUGUGUCCUGCCCUCUCAGCAGGUGCCGGGGAGGCGGAGGGAGCAGCGCCCUGCGGCCGAGCGGCCAGGCCACGAGGUGCUGCGUGGUUCCGAGCCUGGACGCGGCUGGUGCUGGUCCCCUCAUCGGACUACCUGUUACCCCCGAGGGGUUCAGGCCCCUCUUUUAACCCCGGAAAGCAAACCUGUGCCCACAUCCGUGUUCAAAAGCGUGAGGACCAAGAUGAUUUGCAUUACCAGGAUACUGACUCGGAUGUGUCAGAACAGCGGGACAGCAGGUGCAAAGUCAAAUGGACGCAAGAGGAGGAUGAGCAGCUGAAGAUGCUAGUGAGACAUUAUGGGCAGAAUGACUGGAAGUUCCUGGCCAGUCACUUUCCUAAUCACAGCGAUCAGCAGUGUCAGUACCGGUGGCUGAGGGUGUUGAAUCCAGACUUGGUUAAGGGCCCUUGGACCAAAGAGGAAGACCAAAAGGUAAUUGAAUUGGUUAAAAAAUAUGGCACCAAGCAAUGGACUCUGAUAGCCAAGCACCUGAAAGGGCGGUUAGGAAAGCAGUGCCGGGAACGCUGGCAUAACCACCUGAACCCAGAGGUGAAGAAGUCCUCGUGGACAGAGGAAGAGGAUCGCAUCAUUUUUGAGGCCCACAAGGUCCUGGGGAAUCGCUGGGCUGAGAUUGCCAAGCUGCUGCCUGGGAGGACUGACAAUGCUGUGAAGAACCACUGGAAUUCCACCAUCAAGCGGAAGGUGGACAUGGGAGGCUUCCUCAAUGAAGCGAAAGAGUCCAAGUCGCUGUAUUUACUAGUGGAGGUGGAUGGCAAGGAGGACCAGAGUCAAACGAGAGCAGAGUGCCAGAAUGUCCUACCAAACUGGCCAGUUGAUAUCUCUGAAAUAAAAGAAGAGGAUGCCAGUGAUGAAGAAGUGACAGGCUUGCAGGAGUUACCCUUGGAGCUGCCAGCUGCUGAACUGGCAGAGCAUAACACUGAGGGGACCCCAGACGAUGUGGUGCCUGAGGAUGCCUCAACAUAUGUCACGUCACCGUACAAAUGGGUUGUCGAAGCUGCCAACUAUUUGUGUCCGACAACGGUGCCAGCCUUUAAUGAAGCUCUGGACAUGAUAGAGUCUGACCCAGAUGGGUGGUGUGAUCUUACCCAAUUUGACCUGCCUGAGGAUCCUUCUGCUGGCAGCAGCAGUAGCAGCAACAGCCCUGUGAGGCAAACGCCCAGCAAGCCAGCUUCAUCCCUACAUAAUGUGACCGAGUACCGCCUGGACGGCCACACCAUCUCUGACCUCAGCAAGAGCAGCAAGGGAGAGCUCAUCCCUAUCUCCCCACAUGCAGAGGUGAGCUUUGGCACACCGCCCUCCGUGCUGAAGAGGCAGAAGAAGAGGAAGAUCUCCCUCUCUCCUGUUACAGAGAACACCACCAGCACCAGCCUUUCCUUCCUUGACUCCUGCAACAGCAUGACACCCAAAAGCACCCCUGUGAAGACAUUGCCUUUCUCCCCAUCCCAGUUCUUAAACUUCUGGACCAAACAGGAUACCCUGGAACUGGAGAACCCGUCUCUGACCUCCACACCUGUGUGCAGUCAAAAGGUGAUUGUCACCACCCCUCUGCACAGGGACAAGACUCCGCUGCUCCAGAAGAACUCAGCGUUUGUCACACCAGAUCAGAAGUAUGUGGUGGACAACACCCCUCAUACCCCUACACCUUUCAAAAACGCCCUGGAGAAAUAUGGACCAAUUAGACCCCUGCCCCAGACCCCUCACCUGGAAGAAGACUUGAAAGAGGUGCUCCGAAGUGAAGCUGGCAUUGAAUUGAUCAUAGAGGAUGAUGUAAAGCCUGAGAAACAGAAAAGGAAACAAGGGCUGCGCAGGAGUCCCAUCAAGAAGGUCCGAAAAUCUCUGGCCCUGGAUAUUGUGGAUGAAGAUACAAAGCAAAAUAUGCCUGCCCUCCCCAAGACAAUCUGUUUCAAGAGGGCCCAGCCAGUGAAUUUCCUGUCGAGAUCCUUGAACCUUUCCUCCUCGAGCAGGAAGAAUGACAGCGGUUUGCUCAACAGAGCCUUUGUGCAAGUGCAGCCAGAGAAAAUGUCCUACAGGAAAAUGCCAAGCCAUUUCAGACCACCAGCACCGAUGACCAGAGCUUGGAAAGCCGUGGCCUGUGGUGGAACGCGAGACCAACUCUUCAUGCAAGAGAAAGCUCGACAGUUCUUGGGCAUGUUGAAACAGAGUCACACAUCAAGGACCUUAAUCUUAUCAUGAAGGAUUGUUCUGCUUUUUUAUUUUUAUUUUUAUAAAACUUUUAUAAGUGGAGGGGAGGGAACCACACUGAAAAAAAUAUCCUCUGCAAGGCCAUAGUGUUGGAGGAUUUUUUUUUUCUCCUUUCUGUUCCCAGAUCUGAAUUUUAAUAAAUUGGGCUAACUGCUGGCUAAUAUGUGGGAUGCAAGUUUUGAAAUCUUAUGGCAAGGCAAAUAAGGGAGAGGUAGAGAGUGAACAGGGUAUUUAUCACUCUCUGCAAGAUCUAGGUUCCCCAAAAGUUGAAAUACACAGCCACGUUUCACCUUGGAAUAAUGUGUGAAAUGGAUGUUGGACACUGACCUAACAGACUGUCUGGAUUUCAUGCUGGCUGCUCUGAUCCCUUGGAAAUGGCUUUUGUUAAGAUUCCUGCACACCUCAUGUCUCCUCUCCUGGCUUUACCUGGGCGAUGGAGUGGUUCCCCCCUCGCUCUAGGAUGGGAAAGGUGUUACGCUCUGGUGGGAGAAGGGACGUGCUUCGAGGUGACCUUCGUUCGGCGCUGGUUGCUCGCUCCCUGCGAAGCUGCUUUGUACUGCUGCGCAAUGGGAGCAGCGGGCACCUCUCCCCAGGGACGUGCUCUCUCUUUAAAUAAAUGAUGGUGCUAACAACA